UCCACACUUUUAGCCCGCUUCUCGUGCUGAAUUGUUCCCCGCCUCUAUUCUCUACCUACACUCGAGCAACCUGCCAGCACACCAGAAUGCUUCCAAAAUCCCUUGCACCUCAACUUCGCAGCCUCUCUUACAGCCUGCUCGCAGUGCUGAGUGUCUGCCUCGUCCUGAACCUGGGUGCCUUUAUCUUCUCCGUUCGCAUCUUGACACGCGGAACGCGGGAAUACACCUACCUUGCUGGCGACAGACCUCGAGAGCUUCCUCUUAAGGUCCGCACCAUCCAAGCUGCCUUUCACGAUGACCCGUCCCAUUACGGGAUGGAGGGUAUCCCCGCUUGGGCUGAGUGGAACGCAAUUCGCCCUCCCGGCAAGGGCUUCGUUUUUCUAGGGGAGGAGCACUUCGCGUUUGGGGUCUCGAUGUGGCACCAGAUGCACUGCCUCAACCAUAUACGCGCAGCACUUGUCAAUGGGGACGAUGGAUCAGACCAUACAGCGCACUGCUUUCAUUAUCUACGGCAGGGUAUCCUCUGCGCCGCCGACACCACCCUGGAGUCGGGAGGCACGAGUAAGAAUGCGGCUAAUGGUGAUAAAGUUGCCACGGGCGGAGGAACUGUGCAUACAUGCCGGGACUGGAGACAGGUGCAUGAUUGGCUGGAGAAGAAGCAUGAGGGGUGGACGCCGGAUAUGUAUGAGCGGUAUCAGGAGUCUAGCUGAAACAGUUUUAUGGAAACGAGAUAGGGAAUGUGAAUUUGAGGUCUGCGGAUCGUAAGAGGCAUGCAUCAUCUAC
Boeremia exigua is the source of this 783-nucleotide messenger RNA. RefSeq lists its product as uncharacterized. Lineage: Eukaryota; Fungi; Ascomycota; Dothideomycetes; Pleosporales; Didymellaceae. The transcript is spliced from 2 exons. The coding region runs from base 87 to 710 and encodes 207 amino acids. The record is from RefSeq and is a predicted model, not a curated record. Gene Ontology annotation, biological process: mycotoxin biosynthetic process.